AUGGGUGAUCGAUUUUGUAAGGAUUUGGAAUCUGCGCUGUCUUCGUAUUCCAAACAAAAUAUUGAUAUAUUCUAUGACGAUGAAGAGACGGAAGAAGACUACGAAGACGAUGACGUCAACGAUGACGGCAGCGACGAUAGGGCUGACGAAUUGGCGUGCCCAUUUUGCUUCGAGGAUUUUGAUGUUCUUGGAUUGUGCUGCCACAUUGAUUCCGAACAUCGGAUGGAUGUUAAGCAUGGGAUCUGCCCUGUUUGCACCACAAAGGUGGGGAUAAACAUGGUUUCACAUGUAAUCUCGCAGCAUGAGAAUAUUUUAAAGAUAUCCUUCACUUACACUCUAUGCAAUAAGAAACACCGCAAUGCUCAUUCUCGUUCAGCCAUAUCUAUGUUGAGGAAAGAGUUGCAGGAGAAACAUUUACAUUGUCUCAAGGAGUCUUCUGUUGUUGAUUCUUCUUCUGAUGUGGCAGCUGAUUCUUUGCUUUUAUCAUUUGUUCAUAAUGCGCAAUCUGCUAACAAUCCUGAAAGCAUACGAGCUACUACUCCUACUGAGGCAAGCUUAUCAGGGAAAAGUUCAGAUGACACUUCUUUAGAAAGAAUACAACCAUCGCCAUCAACAGACAGUGGUGAAGAGAAGGCCAGGAGAUACGAAUUUAUACAGGGAUUAUUAUUGUCCACUAUUCUUGAUGACGUAUGA
Molecule: messenger RNA, 693 nt
Organism: Fraxinus pennsylvanica
Lineage: Eukaryota; Viridiplantae; Streptophyta; Magnoliopsida; Lamiales; Oleaceae
Source: the annotation of a GenBank genome assembly